Alosa sapidissima (American shad) is the source of this 2954-nucleotide messenger RNA. RefSeq lists its product as uncharacterized. The coding region runs from base 315 to 2954 and encodes 879 amino acids. The record is from RefSeq and is a predicted model, not a curated record. Gene Ontology annotation, molecular function: nucleic acid binding; zinc ion binding. Gene Ontology annotation, biological process: DNA integration. The transcript has 2 exons. Lineage: Eukaryota; Metazoa; Chordata; Actinopteri; Clupeiformes; Clupeidae.
GCUAUUUUAUCUUAAGAGUCCUGUGAUGUUCUUGUUGCUCAGAGUUAGGCUUCUAGUGGCUUAACUGGUAUUGCGGGCAUUGUGUGGGUGAUAUCCUGGGCUUUAACAGAGGGUGGGCUCGGGCCUGACACUGUACCCUUAACAUCUUCUGCCGGCUCUGCUUGUAUGCUUGCUGCUGCUGCUCCCUUGUAAUAAAUAACUGUAAAUUUAUUCAGUGUGGUGGUUGUGUCUCAGAGAGGUUCGAAUCUGCAUUGUUAAGAGUGGCACGACAAUUUUGGCGUUAGUCGGCAGGACCUCUCUUAAGACACCGCACCAUGUCUGAAGAUCAGCAGGCCGGUGGAGCAGCUGGACCUGUAAUCAACAACAUGAUGAUGGUACCAUGGUUUUUAGGGGGUCCAUGGGUGCCCAAGUAUGGGGAAAAGAAUGGUCCCCCGCUAGCAGAAUGGCGUAGUCAAAUGGAAAUUUACUUGAGAGCCCAGACUUUGUCAGCAGAACAGGAAGUUGAUUUUAUUCUAAGUGCACUUCAAGGUGAGGCUAAGAGAGAGGUGUUAUUGUUGCCCCCUGCAGAGAAAGACACAGCUGAUCAUAUCUUUGAGGCCCUAGGAAGAAUAUAUGGGGAUGCUGUAACAGUAAGCCAGUUAAGGGCACAGCUUUUUAAGUGUCAACAACAAGCAGGGGAAGGGGUGGGGCCUUUCAUACUGCGUCUCCGCGAGUCUCAUUCCAGGUGGCGUGCGAAAGAGCCGACUGUGGGAUCCGAUGAUGAGAUGCUUCGAAGCCAGUUGGUGCUUGGACUACAGCCUGGCCCUGUACAGAUGGAACUGCAGAGACGAGCACGCAGGGAACCCACACUGGCUUUUGACGAGGCAUGCAAGGAGGCAAAGGCUAUGGAGAAAGAAACGCAACAGGCUCAUGCACCAAUGGAUGUGGAGACCCGCCGCACGUAUAACAGUCCGACUCAGCCCCAGCCCAGCCAUGGAUCGAAGUCCUCAACCGACCCGCUGCAAGACUGGGGUAGCCUCAAGGAGGCAAUGCGCACUGAACUGGUGGAGGAGUUGCGUGCUCAAGUAAACGACAUGAAGACCUCUCUCUUAGCAGAACUGCGCACUCAACGAACAGCUCCCGGGCCAACACCUCGACAACCUGACCCGGCUAGCAAUAACAGUAGCCAUCCACAAGGGACCCGCCCCCGCCGGAGAGAUAGAACACCUCAAUGGGACGACCAGGGACGGCCCAUAUGCCUCCGGUGUGGCCAAGCUGGCCACAUGCAGCGCAAUUGUGUUUCUCAGGGACCAGUCGACCAUCGCAGAGUGGCGUCCUCUGCAGACGGCAGUAGCCCCGCGGAAGCCCCAAUGAAGACGGCCCUCGUAGGACAGUGCCCUGAGGUCGAGGUCCUGGUCCAAGGGUCAGAGCACCUGAAUGCAGAUGCGCUGUCCAGGCUUCCAGAGGCCCUGCUGGCAGGACGUGUCGAGGCCCCAACUAAUGGAGGUACGCAGGAGGUAUGGGCAGAGCGGCAGGGAAGUGAUCCGGACCUCACACUUAUACGUCGGUGGCAGCAGCAGGGGCAUGAACCAUCUGCAGUGGAGCGGCAGACCCUCCAGUUGGCUGGUCGACAGCUGUUAAGAGAAUGGCCUAACCUAACUGUAAUGGAAGGGGUAUUGCUGUGUAAAAGGCCGGCCUCAGGUGCACUGGGAGAGGUGACUGCGGUGGUGGUGCCGGUGGCAGACAGAAGGCAGGUUUGGACUCGCUACCAUGAGGCCCUGGGUCAUGCCAAGGGGUACCGACUGCUGGCUGCACUGAGGGAGAGGGUGUUUUGGAAUGGUAUGAACCGAGACAACCGCAGGUGGGUAAGGGAAUGCACCCAGUGCUGCCUCAAUAGCAACGUGGAGGGGCCAAGGGCACCGCUAUGCUCGAUCGACAGCAGCUACCCGUGGGAGACACUAGCCCUGGACUACCUGUCGCUGAACCGGGCUGGUGACCGGUAUCCAUACAUAUUGGUCAUUGUAGAUCUCUUCUCCAGAUUUGCAUUCGCAGUGCCUACAAAGGACCAGACAGCACCGACGACAGCUAGAGUCUUGUGGACCACGGUUUUCCAAUCAUUCGGGUGCCCAGAGAGGAUUCUGACCGACCAGGGACCUGCGUUUGAGGCUGAGUUGACCCAGCAGUUGUGUGGACUCUACGGCUGCCACAAGGUGAGGACCACGCCAUAUCACCCACAGGGCAAUGGAGCCUGUGAGCGUAUGAACCAGACCAUCUUGGGGUUGCUCAACACCCUCAGCCAACGUGAACAGGGCCGAUGGAUGGAGCAUCUACCGGAGCUGACGCAUGCCUAUAAUAACACGCCCCACAGUGUUACUGGGUUGGCCCCCUUCUUUGUCUUGUUUGGUAGGCAUGCGCGGCUGCCGGUCGACCAGCUGAUGGGAGUACACCGAUCGGAGUGGAGGGGUAACACCCUCGAGUGGAUCGGUGAGCAUCAUGGCCGCCUAACCUCGGCGUACCAGCUAGUGCGCCAGGGGACUCAACAGCGGCAACAGCAGGAUCAGCGGCGCCAUAAUCGGGGCCGGAGGGCCCUGCCGCUGCUUCCAGGAGAGCGGGUCUUGGUCCGGGAUUUCCGCCGCCGUGGCCGGGGGAAACUAGGAUACCAUUGGGAUCCUAGGCCCUAUGUGGUGCUGAACCAACCCUCAGCGGACCGUCCAGUCUACACCCUGCGCCCAGAAGGCCGGGAGGGGCCCACCCGCACUAUUCACCGCAACCACCUGCGCGUUCAGCCUGCUGACUGGGGGGACCGGAGUGGGACUCGUGGAGAUGCAGGUGAGGUGGCAGGGGAGCGUAGAGUAGAGGGUCCAGAGCUGGGGUGGUGGCCAGUGGGUUUACCUGUCCUGGGAGGGGAGCCCGGGUCAGGGGGAACCACAAUGAUGAGGGUCACAGCGACCCAACUUGGGAGUUCGGCCAGCUAG